Molecule: messenger RNA, 1741 nt
Organism: Durusdinium trenchii
Lineage: Eukaryota; Dinophyceae; Suessiales; Symbiodiniaceae
Source: the annotation of a GenBank genome assembly
AGAGAGCUGAGAGCCCACGUUCAAGUCCAAAAGCUGGUUUAUUUGCUCCCUUGUGCGCAGGAGAUUGAGCGAGUUUUCCCGUUGGCGCACGAGACUGGAGUGUGAGUGGAGAGGGGUGAUGUGCUGAGGUCCCAAAGUUGGGCUGGGUGGAAAAGGCCUUCAUGUGCAAAUGCCCGCCGUCAUAUCUUGCUGUCGCUUUUCACUAGGUUCAACCAAGGUGAUAAGUUCAUGUUUGCAAGUGUUUGCUGCCUCAUGUUCUUACGGCUCUGAAAGGCCUAGCACUGGCAGACAGAAUGCACUUAGGGUUCCAUGUUUUUUCACCUAAAUCCAAAGUUGCGCCAAAUCACGUUGUCAAACAUACCAGGGUCGUCGACAUUGUUUUUGUUUGCAGCUCUCAGAUGGCCCAUAAUGGGCCACGGGCGAUUGUGGCAGCAAACCACGCAUCGUCGCUGAAGCUGCCAAGUGCAGACGAAGAGGCAGAACACGCAGAAGAAGAUGAUGGAAUGACGACCUUUUUGAACAGACCCAUCAACGAUGAACUAGUGCUCUGGAGCCUCGAGGACAAGCAGUAUAUUGGUCUGGUUGGAUUGACCACGCGCAUGGAAAGAGUUUCUCGUUUUGUUGCGUGCCAGCAUGGUUGGACGGACUGCGUGCCUUGCGAAUGGUGUGCGCCUGGGUUGACCCCUGGGGCGCCGCCUGAGUUCGAGGAGCGCGCAACGUGGACAGUUCUAGACCCGUUUGCUUUGCCUGCAUGGUGCGGCCAUUCCUUCAAGACACAUUGGCAGAGGCUACGGCGCUCGAAGCUGGAAGAAAAUCACGACGAAGACAGGCCUACUUCAUGCCUACCAUUUCCAAACCUGAAAAGUUUGAUCAAUUUUAUCUAUGAUCCUGACUCGGGUAGACGAAGCGACUUGAGAAAUAUUCGGCGAAGGUUUCUCUUGCAGGCGGAUGUUGCUCAAAAGCUUGUGACUGGCUACGAGCGUGUUCCAAGCCAGCAAAGACUUCUUUUCCAAUGCGUUCAAGGGGGUGAAGGGGUAGUUGUGGAUAUUGGAAGCGAAGAAUGUCCAAAUCAUGGAGGGGAGAUCGACGUGUUUUUCCAUUACACGUCGGCGGACCGGUUUUGGAAUUUCAUUCGAAACUCUGACUUCAGGUCCGUGGUCUCCAAGGAAGGUUGGUAUGGUGAAGGCACGUACUUGACAAGAAAGGAGCCAGCUGAAUUUGUUUCCAAGAAACACAUCUCGUGGAACAAUUGGGCUGCCCCGGCAGAGACGGUGGUUUUGGAUCCCAACGCAGAUUCCUUGUUGGAGAGCGGUAAGGUUGAUUAUGCUUUGACAUUUGUCGUGACCAGAUUGGGGGCAGAGGGUGUCAUAAGAAGGAUCAGCUUGGAUGAGAAAGCGCCUGCUGGCGUUGGACCACGAAUCGCCCAAGAGAGGCCACUGAGCGAACUUCACAGACCUGAUGUUGUGUCGAGAAACCAGGAUGAGACUUCAGAUCAAUGGCUGCUUCCAUCACAAUUGCGCUAAUUUUGUUUUUUGACUCUUAAGCGAAUCGCGCUCCCGAAAGGGACCAGGACCUCGUCUUUGAGUUUCGACCGUUGAGUGCAAGAGUACCAAAGGUGCUCGAGUUAAAACCACUUCGAAGAUUCAUAAAAAUAUGACUGCAAGACGACUGCAGACGUUUUUGUCCCACAUCUUUGUGUGGGUUCUUUCAUGACCGGGUCACAUACAUGCACAAUUGCGCC